GUUAUCACUGUAUCAGUUAGGUGCCGGGGUGUGAGUGCAGUGGCAACCUGACCAUCAUCAGCUGCUCACCUAACAACAGGAUGAGGGUGGUCUGGAGUGUAGUGUAUUUCUGCUCCUGGGUAGUUCUGGAGGUGAACUGUCAGAGUUUAGCAGGACUACUCAAGUUCCUGGGUGAGGGGAUCCAACAUAGCAACAAGGAGCCUCGAGACUACAAUACCUUCCUCAAGGAGUACGACUUCAUCAUAGUAGGCGCAGGAUCAGCUGGGUGUGUUGUCGCCAACAGACUGACUGAGAACCCCGACUGGAAAGUUCUUCUUAUAGAGGCUGGAAUGGAGGAGAACUACUUGAUGGAUAUUCCCAUCGUUGCUAACCUUUUACAAUUUUCUGAUGCCAACUGGAAGUAUACCACUAUUUCCUCCAACUCAUACUGCCUCGCGAUGGACAAACAUCGGUGUAAAAUCCCUCGAGGCAAGGUGAUGGGAGGCAGCAGUGUACUAAACUACAUGAUCUUCACCAGAGGCAACCGUCGAGACUACGACCACUGGGCGGCCAUCGGCAACAAGGGAUGGAGCUACAACGAAGUCCUUCCGUACUUCAAAAAGUCAGAGGACAUCGUCAUCCCAGAUAUGAUGGAAGACACAGUUUAUCAUCACCGCGGAGGUCCUCUCACUGUCAGCAACCCUCCCUUCCGUUCUCCCCUCGGCCAAGCCUUCGUACAAGCUGGUCUAGAGACUGGACAGCGAUACGUAGACUACAACGGAGCUGUGCAGUCUGGCUUUGCUUAUCAUCAGGCAAGUAUGAAAAAUGGAACACGAUGGAGCACAUCACGAGCAUUUUUACACCCCAUCAACAACCGUAAAAACCUUUUUGUAACAAAGAAUACUCAAGUGACCAAAGUACUCAUAGAUCCCACGACAAAACAAGCCUACGGAGUCGAAUUUGUCAAGAACGGCCGCAAAUACUUUGUUCGAGCUCGUAAGGAAGUUGUUCUCAGUGCUGGUGCAAUCAAUUCUCCACAACUCCUGAUGUUGUCUGGAGUAGGGCCUAGGAAACAUCUGCAGACCUUUGACAUCCCUGUGAUACAGGAUCUACCUGUGGGAGAAAACUUGCAAGACCACGUAGCUUUGGGUGGGCUAACCUUCUUGGUAAAUGACUCUGUGAGUAUAAAGGUGGACAGAGUUCUUGAAAACCCUAGAACUGUCAACAACUUUAUCAACUACCACAAAGGCUGGCCUUCCAUCCCAGGAGGUACUGAGGCCAUCGGCUUCUACGACCUGCAAGACCCCGGCAAUCCUGACGGUUAUCCAGACCUAGAACUACUCUUCAUUGCCGGGACACUCUCUGCAGAGCCGACACUCAAGAAAAACUUUGGCAUAUCAGACACUAUAUACAACUCUAUGUACAGAAGCACGGAGAAAAUGGACGGCUUCAUGAUCUUCCCGAUGGUGCUUCGCCCCGGUAGUAAAGGGUCUGUCAAGCUGCGUUCAAAGAAUCCAUUCCACAGUCCAGUCAUAGACAUGGGCUACUUCACUGAUCCUGCUGACCUCGAUGUAUUGGUCGCAGGAGUGAGGAAGUCACAGGAACUAGCCAAGACAAGAGCGUUCAAGAAGUACAACGCACGUCUACUCAAGUCAGUCAUCCCCGGAUGCAGACAGUUCAAGUUUGACUCGGAUGACUACUGGAAGUGCCACGCUAGACACUUUUCCUUCACUAUAUACCACCAGUCGUGUACAUGCAAGAUGGGGCCUAUUGGGGACCCUACAGCUGUGGUGGACCCCAGACUCAGAGUUCAGGGUAUCCGAGGUCUAAGAGUAAUUGAUGCCUCCGUGAUGCCCAAGAUUCCCGCAGCUCACACCAACUCCCCGACCAUCAUGAUAGGUGAGAAAGGGGCCGACCUCAUCAAACAAGACUGGGGAUUCUCCACCCUUAAAUGACAUGUGAUACGAGACAAACUCUUCUGAAUACUCUGAGCAAGUGAUACGUUAAACUAAAUUGCCACAUAAGUUAGGAUCCUUGAUUUAGUAGUCAAGAGGCUGUGUUAUUAUUAAUAUUAUUAGCUUUAAGUCAAUCUUUUUAGUAAUAUGACGUAUGAAUAUCCUAUUUAGAAAAUAGCUUAGUCAAAUAUUGUUUUAGAUCUAGGCUAAUAUUUAUUACUCACAUUUCAGUAAACGUUUAGUGUUUUUAAUAUGUAAAUUAUUGUUAGCAUUUGUUUUUGACAAGAAAACCUUUGAA
This is a messenger RNA of Macrosteles quadrilineatus (aster leafhopper), 2232 nucleotides long. Its product is annotated as glucose dehydrogenase [FAD, quinone]-like. The coding region runs from base 81 to 1934 and encodes 617 amino acids. The record is from RefSeq and is a predicted model, not a curated record. Gene Ontology annotation, molecular function: flavin adenine dinucleotide binding; oxidoreductase activity, acting on CH-OH group of donors. Lineage: Eukaryota; Metazoa; Arthropoda; Insecta; Hemiptera; Cicadellidae. The transcript is spliced from 5 exons.